This is a messenger RNA of Fulvia fulva, 780 nucleotides long. RefSeq lists its product as uncharacterized. The record is from RefSeq and is a predicted model, not a curated record. The coding region runs from base 1 to 780 and encodes 259 amino acids. NCBI's taxonomy places the organism in Eukaryota, Fungi, Ascomycota, Dothideomycetes, Mycosphaerellales, Mycosphaerellaceae. The transcript has a single exon.
AUGUCACCAAACACUGCCACCAACACAGAAAUGUCGCAACCAACUACCAACAACUCUCAAGACCGCAAGCCCACAGGCAUGCUCGACCUCCCACCUGAGCUCCGCCUCCUCAUCUACUCACACCUCCUCACAAGCAACAAACCCAUUGAACUCUGGCCAACAAAGCGCCUCCUCGCCUCCACGACUACCAAACCCUCCACCCGAACCACAACUCGCAUCAUUCGCCGUCCUAACCCUUCCAACCCCAAGAUCCACCCAGAGAUCCUCCUCGCAUGCAGACUCAUCAACGAGGAAGCAUCAUCAGUCCUCUAUGGCAGCAACACCUUCAAGAGUCUCGGCGCCAACAUCCCGCGCUUCAUCACGCAGAUUGGCUCAAACACGGAGUCCCUUCGACAUCUCGAGUUGAGGGACGUCCAGAAUUGGAUCGAGAUCACGCAGGAUUUCACUGCAUUGGAGCAUGCCACAGGAUUGACGAGCCUUGUGAUUCGAUACCACCCGGCGACCUGGGGAACUGACGGACAGAUUCUCAUCAGGGCGUUGAUGCGGCUCAUGCGAUCGUGGGCACAGAAUCGCGGUGCCACUGCCGAUGCGAAGUGCUUGGAGAAUCUCGUGAAGAUCGUUGAGGUCUUGCCGAAGGAACAGCAGGUUAUGCUGUUUGGCAGGAGCAGGAGAGCCGGAUGGAAACUCGAGACGCCGAAUAUGGAGCGCGCGAAGAAGGUCGAGGAGAAGGUUAGGAAGGCGAUUCUGGAGGAGCUCUUGAAGGAGAGUGCUUCUGAAUAG